CAAUCUCCAUUCCUAGACAUUCAUCAGGGAGUCUCAAACUACGCCACACACAAUGCUUCUGUGGGUAUCUUCUUUUUUGGCCCAGUUGCUCAUUUGCUCUGCCUUUGUGGUGUCUCUGCAACCUGUUGGUAGAAUCGUCAACCUUGAUGAUCCAGAAGCUCACGAGGCGGCAUCGGUAGCUCUGGAAAACAUUAAUCGGAAUCAUGUCCAUGGAUACAAGUAUGCUUUAGACCGGAUAGAAAAAAUAAACGUGUAUCCCCAGGGCCCAGGUCAAGAAAUCUUCUCUUUAGAGAUUGAUCUUCUGGAAACAACAUGCCCUUCUGUUAGCCCUACACCUGUAGAGCGCUGUGCUGUGAGGCCAGUUGUAAAUCAUAGAGUAAAAGGUGAUUGUGAUGUUAAACUAAAGAAGGAAAAUGGCAACUUUACUGUGAUUGGAGUAAGGUGCAAAUCUGAACCAGAUUCAGCUGAAAAUAUAUUUGAAAUCUGCCCCAUCUGCUCUUUGCUGGCUCCCAUGAAUGACACACAGGUUAUUCAUGCUGUAGAAGUGUUACUAGGAAAAUUCAAUUCUGGGAAUAUCACUGGAUUCUAUCACCUUCAUGAGAUUGGUCGCGCACAGGUUCAGGCUGCCCCAGUCAACAAGAUCAGCGUUGAAUUUAUUGUUGCAGCUAGUAACUGCUCAAAGGAAGAUGCCAGUUCUAGUGAGAGUGUAUGUGUGGUCCAGACUGGAGCUGGUUCUCAUUAUGGUGCCUGUGUUGGUUCAUAUAGCCAAACCCAGGGGGUAGAGAAUGAGGACUUGGUGCAGUGCACGAUCUAUGAUCCACAGCCUCAGGAAGCAGUUGAUCAAAAGGUUCCUCCAGCACCCCAGCAACCUGUAGUGGUGCAACCACAUUUCCAUCAUAACCUUCACCAUGCAAACGUGGGCCAUUAUUCGUCUGAAUCCAACUCAGCAGAACAUCCUCAGGGGGUUCAUGUCAGCCAUGCAGUUUAGUGGAGAAUCGCUGGGGGGGGGUCAUGUCGGUCAUUAGUCAGUUUACAGGAAGCUGACUAUAGCCUUGUGUCUAAUAACAAAAAUAAAAAGCAUGUCCUAAGAAA
This is a messenger RNA of Spea bombifrons (plains spadefoot toad), 1092 nucleotides long. RefSeq names its product alpha 2-HS glycoprotein (gene AHSG). NCBI's taxonomy places the organism in Eukaryota, Metazoa, Chordata, Amphibia, Anura, Pelobatidae. Gene Ontology annotation, molecular function: cysteine-type endopeptidase inhibitor activity. Gene Ontology annotation, biological process: negative regulation of endopeptidase activity. The record is from RefSeq and is a predicted model, not a curated record. Gene Ontology annotation, cellular component: extracellular matrix; blood microparticle; extracellular region. The transcript has 7 exons. Bases 53 to 988 code for a protein of 311 amino acids.